UUGAUUUUUUCAAGAUUUGUUUGCUCAAAACAUUGUUUUGUUCACAAUGUUUUGAGCAUAAACAAAAAUAUAUAACCAUUCACAAAUGAGAUGACUGAAUUUUGAUCUCGACCAACACACGCACACAUACCGAACUGAGUGAAACCAACACGUGUUUUUUCUUGGUUCAUUAUUUAAUCAUUUUUUUCGAUUGUUACAAAAAUACUUUUGCCCUUGUUGUCUAUUUCAUCGACAUUAUUUUCACAUUUCGUCGUUUUGUCGAUUAUUAUUCGCUCAAAAAUAAUCCAUUUUCUAUUUAUCUAAUAAAUCUGAUUGAAUCAUUUCCAAACCACUGCCUUUUGUUAUUCAAUUGCUCGGUAAAUAAUAAUAAUAAUAAUAAUUUUCUUUAAGUUCUAAAAUAUCAAAAUGUCUUGGUUAUUUGGCUAUUCCAAUCCACAGCGACCACCACAGCCACCAGGUAUGCCUGGAUCACCUGAUGGUGGUGGUGGUGGUGUUUCAGGUGGUAGUGGUGGGGGAAGCGGUAGCGGUGGUUCUGGUGGCCUUUUAAAUCUUUCCGGUAGCGGUGGUGGUAGUGGGAAAAUGAAUCCAUAUCAAUUUGAUUCAUCUGCAUUGGAACGUGCAGCAAAAGCAGCCAAAGAAUUGGAACAAUCUCGUUAUGCAGAAGCUGCACUAGAUUUAGCUCGACAACAGGAAACGACCAAACAGCUGGAAUUACAGAAAACAAUGAAAGAAUAUGAACAAGCAAUGGCAAGCGCACAGAUCGAAGCGAAAAAACAGGAACAAGAACAUCGUCGACGUAUGUUGGCAGAAGAAUCAAAACAGGCUCAAUUGAAAGCUCAAUAUGAAGAUCAAUUAGCACGAAAACGUUUCGAAGAUCAACUGGCUCAACAAAGAGCAGCCAAUGAUGAAAAUCUUAAACGUCAAGAAGAAUCUGUAGCCAAACAAGAAGCUAUUCGAAAAGCAACAUUAGAAAAAGAGAUGGAAUUGCGUGCAGCAGCCGAUGCUAAACGUAUUGAAGCAGAAAUUCGUGGCCAAGCACAAGCGGAACGACAAAAUCGUGAUAUUCGACUGGAACAAUUGAAGGCAAAAGCUGCCGAAGAACGAACAACAUUAUUGGAAGCUAUAGUCACUGCUGGUGAUGUAUUCGGAAAAGGUUUUCGGGCAUUCAUUUCCGAUUGGGAACGUGUAUCAGCAACGGCUGUUGGUGUUACAUUAAUGGCAGCCGGCAUAUAUACUGCUAAACAUGGUAUCGGUUUAGCUGGUCGUGUACUCGAAGCACGUGUUGGAAAACCAUCAUUAGUACGUGAUACAUCUCGUUUGAAUAUGAUUGAUGGCCUGCAACAUCCAUAUAAAACAGUCAGACGAUUAGCAUUGAGUCGUAAACCAGCUGAUGCAUUAAGAGGUGUUAUACUUGAACCAAGUCUUGAAGAACGUCUUCGUGAUAUUGCUAUUGCUACGAAAAAUACAAAGAAAAAUGGUGGCCUUUAUCGUAAUGUAUUGUUUUAUGGUCCACCUGGUACGGGUAAAACGUUGUUCGCUAAACGUUUGGCUGAACAUUCCGGUAUGGAUUAUGCAAUCAUGUCCGGUGGUGAUGUUGCACCAAUGGGUCGUGAUGGUGUUACAGCCAUACAUAAAUUAUUCAAUUGGGCAACAACAUCACGUCGUGGCCUUUUGUUGUUUGUCGAUGAAGCUGAUGCCUUUCUACGUAAAAGAGCUUCCGAAACUUUGAGUGAACAUUUACGUUCAGCAUUGAAUGCCUUCCUAUAUCGUACGGGUGAACAAUCUAAUCGUUUUAUGUUGGUAUUAGCAUCGAAUACACCCGAACAAUUUGAUUGGGCCAUACAUGAUCGUUUGGAUGAAUUGAUUUCAUUCAAUCUACCAACAUUAUCUGAACGUGAACGUUUAGUACGGUUAUAUUUUGAUAAAUUUGUUUUGGAACCAUCGGUUAGCCGUCGAAGCCGGCUUAAAUUGGAUGUAUUCGAUUAUGAUUCCACUUGUACGGAUAUUGCCAAAAACAUUGAUGGUCUUUCUGGUCGUGAAAUAGCCAAAUUAGCUGUUGCAUGGCAAGCAUCAGCAUAUGCAUCUGAAAAUGGUAUAUUAACACAUGAAAUGAUGAUGGCCAAAGUAAAUGAUGCUAUUGAACAACAUCGUCGUAAAAUGGAAUGGCAAGCCGAAGAAGAACGAAUUAAACGUUCAUAUCCACCAUCGUCAUCAUCAUCAUCAUUAUCAUCACCAACCAACUAAUAAUAAUAAUAAUUUUAGAACCACAACGAGAAA
Molecule: messenger RNA, 2277 nt
Organism: Dermatophagoides farinae (American house dust mite)
Lineage: Eukaryota; Metazoa; Arthropoda; Arachnida; Sarcoptiformes; Pyroglyphidae
Source: RefSeq, a predicted model, not a curated record